Molecule: messenger RNA, 3974 nt
Organism: Oncorhynchus mykiss (rainbow trout)
Lineage: Eukaryota; Metazoa; Chordata; Actinopteri; Salmoniformes; Salmonidae
Source: RefSeq, a predicted model, not a curated record
CAGUGAAAGUAGAAAGGACCUCUGUCAUCAGAGCCACCGGAAGCUCUCUGACUGUCGUCGCCGCUUCAGUCUUGUGUUUCCUGUUUACGGGCGGGAAGAGCGAAAGAAGCUAAACUAUUGGGUCUGUGUUCUUGCAUCGUUGUGUUUCAAACAUCAGCGAGUUUAAAGGGAUUUGAAGCGCGAAACUGAUGGAGGAGCCCGCAGAUUCCGGCGGUGGCGGGGCAGCACAGGGCCCCAUGGCGCAAGUGGCGGAGAUCCGCUGCCCAAUAGCAGCGCGUCCUAUGCGGCUGCUGGAAUGGAAAGUCAAACCCGGUUCCCUCGUCAAUGUGGACUCGGUAUUGGCGUUAUGUGCUCCCAUCCCACCGGAGAAAGAGUCCGGGUCCCAUCCGCCAGAACAGCCCAAUCGGCUGUCAGAGAAGAAGCUGAAAUCGGACCGAGCUGGAGUGGUGAAAGAGCUAUGCUGUCAACUUGGACAAGUCAUAUCGCCUGGUGUUGUGGUUGUAAGAGUAGAAGAAUGCAGCCAUCCCAUUGUGAUGAAGGGCCUGUGUGCUGAAUGUGGCCAGGACCUCACACAGAUGCAGACCAAUAAUGGGAGGCAGCAGGCUCUCAUCUCCACGGCAAAUGUUUCCAUGGUGCACAGUGUCCCUGAGUUGAUGGUCAGCUCUGAGCAAGCAGAGCAGCUGGGCAGAGAGGACCAGCAGAGACUCCACAGGAACAAGAAGCUGGUUCUGAUGGUUGAUCUGGACCAGACCCUGAUCCACACCACCGAGCAUCACUGCCAGCUCAUGUCCAACAAGGGAAUCUUCCAUUUCCAGCUGGGGCGGGGGGAGCCCAUGUUACACACGCGACUGCGUCCGCACUGCAAAGACUUCCUGGAGAAGAUCGCCAAGCUCUACGAGCUGCACGUCUUCACCUUCGGAAGCCGCCUCUAUGCACACACCAUCGCAGGCUUCCUGGACCCUGAGAUGAAGCUGUUUUCCCACAGGAUCCUGUCCAGAGACGAAUGCAUCGACCCCUUCUCCAAGACAGGGAACCUGAGGAAUCUGUUCCCAUGUGGGGACUCGAUGGUAUGUAUUAUAGAUGACCGGGAGGACGUGUGGAAGUUUGCUCCCAACCUGAUCACUGUGAAGAAAUACAUCUACUUCAAGGGGACAGGAGACAUCAACGCCCCGGCCGGGUCUAAAGAGGCUCAGCAGGGAAGGAAAGCAGGCAGCCAGGCCAGCCGACCAGCAGAGGCCUCAGAACCAGCAGUAACGUCAGGGACAACAGGGCCUAAAACAGGGCCAUCUGGGGGGUCGUCUGCAUCAGAGGAGCAGAGUAAUGGUCUUAAGAAACAACGGGCCAAAGACCACAACAAUGGAGGGAGGGGGGAGUCAACAGCACCCUCAGCCACUCAGGGUUCAGCAGCCAAUGAACGGACUCAACCGGACGGUGGCGAGGCUGUGGAGGAGGAGCGGGGUCAGGGCGAGGGAGCCGAGGCCAGCGCGGCAGCACAGGUGAGCGACAGGAUGCAUGUGAAAGAUGAGAUGAAAGCGGAGGGGAAUGGAGAGGGGAAGGAUGGCAGCAGGACAUUGGGCUCAGGGGAGGAAGCUCCCCCUCCGGGUGGGGUGAACUCAUCCUCCACUCCUCUUCCUCCAUCAUCCACUCCUCCAGACCUCCAUGAACCCAACAGCAACCUGGACUUUGACCUGUCCAGCGACAGUGACGCUGACUCUCUUACGGGUAAACCCACCUCAUCAGACAACGAGAGGGACGGGGUGUCCAGCCAGACCAAGAAGUCCAAACAGGAAGGGGCGGAGCAGGCAGCAGUAGAGGAGCCAUCAGGUGGGGCUGGAGGAAGGGAGGGUGAGAACAGCUCCGCGGUAGUAGGGGAGACCUCAGAUGAGACAUCUGGGUCAGAGGUUGUCUUCCCUCCAGACCCGGAGCAGGAGAACGGGCGCUUAGAGCGGAGGGAGGCUGAGACAGAGUCCCAGAACAGUGAACAGUCAGGAGUCACCAUGGGGGAGGAGUCUCUGGACCCGAGCAUGGAGGAGGAGGAAGAGGAAGAGAAAGAGGAGGUGGACGUGGACAAGGAUGACCACCUCAUCUACCUAGAAGAGGUGCUGGAGCGUAUCCAUGGAGAGUACUACGCCCGCUACAACGCCUUUCUCGGGAAGGAACGCCCAGAGAUGCCUGACAUCAGGAAGAUCGUCCCGGAGCUGAAGGCCCGGAGCCUGGAGGGCACCACCAUUGUGUUCUCUGGACUGUACCCCACCAAUUACCCCAUGGAGAGAACCAGGGAGAAUUACCACGCCAAGGCCCUGGGAGCAAAGAUAGGAAAGGGCCUCCUGCUCCGCUCUAAAGACCCUGGCAGAACCACACACCUCAUUGCUGCUAGAGCAGGUACAGAGAAGGUGCGUCAGGCCCAAGGCUGUAAACAUCUCCAUGUGGUGAAUCCUGACUGGCUGUGGGGAUGUCUCGAGCGCUGGGAGAGGGUGGAGGAAUCACUGUAUCCACUGAAGGAGGACUACACCAAGACCCAACGGAGCAACAGCCCAGUCACGUUCCCUGACCUCCAAGGGUCCUUCCAGAACCCCCGGUUCCCCCCCGCCCCCCUCCACCACCACCCUCCAGCUGCCCCUGAGGUGCGGACGUACGACCCAGUCACGGGGAAGCUGAUUCGCCGUGGGACUCAGGCCUCCAGACCACCAUCUUACCUCCAGGCCUCCAUGUCUUCUGCCCAUGGCGACCAGACCUCGCUCAGGGGGGGUCAGAAGGACCAACAGGGGGAGACGGCGGGUCCCUCCAGUCGAGACGACGAGCAGCCUGGACCCUCCUGCCGGCGGAGGGAACGCCAGCCCAGCAUGUCAGAGACCAACCCCCUCUACACAUUCUGUAAAGAAGACCUGGACAGCAUGGACAAGGAGCCAGACUCCACAGUACUUCAGAUGACGUCCUGAAGACAUUGAAGAAGUUUCCCUCCACCUGAAACGGUUUCUUUUCAACUCCAAGGACAGAGUUUUUAAAGCUAGUUUUGCUAUUGAUUUGAGCCCCAUUGUGAAGGAAUCUCACCACCACUGAGCUGGUGAAUGGAUAAUGAUUUGACUUGCGUUAACAAUGUGUCGUUUCCUGUCUGUGGUUCUGUAGAACUGUGUUUUUUUCCCCUUCAACACACUGUGCUGCUCACUCACCCCUUCAGGAGUCGAAGUUAGACUUCCAGCUUUAAGUCGUCACACUCUUCCAUCCUGAAGUUUAUCUCAACAGUUAUCCAUAUUUAUAUCUUAAAUAUAAUGGUAAUUCAUUCACUUAUGCUUCUUCAAAAGUCUGCCAAGACAAAAACUAAGCCAGGGCUUCUUCCUUAGAGACCGACCAUAUGGGACUCUGAGACCCGCGGUACAGUGCAAUAGCUGCUCCGUCCUGUCUGGUUCAAGACAUUGAAUAAUUAGGACGAAUGUUUUAGGUUCCUGUUCUCAUAUUAUUAUCAAACACAUUUCAUGGUGACACCUCACCAGUUCUGUUCUCUUACGGCACUACUGGUGACACCUCCCCUGCUAAAGGCAUUCAUCACAGUGAUAACACUGAACCGGGAGUUCCCUGCAGCUCCCUGGGAUCCACCUGUGUCCCUGUUGAGCAUCAUGACCCAUCAUAUCACAUUCACUUCUGCCUGUAGCAGCAUAUUGUAUAAAGCCGUCCAAUUAUAAGCUUUCAUAUCAGCCUUAUAAGCCUUCAUUCUUCUUCUUAAGCUGAGUCACUGUACUGGUAAUGCAAUUCAUUUGUGAUGUCCAGAAAUGAAUAAAAAAUGCUGCAUUAUGGUUAAUGAGGUCAAACCAGAGGUGACUGGUCUCAUAACUCUUUGUAAAGACAUGCUGUUUCCAACCCCAAGGUUGUGUAGCUGUUUAGACAGCUUAGGUCACAAACUCCAGAUCUACAUGGCGUUUCCUAUGAGUUAACAUGCAUUGGAUUUCAUAUCAGGAUUUUUCCUUGGGUGGAAAUGU